GCCAUUCACACAGCCUCGGGCACUAUAAAAGGCCUCGGCUCCUGAGAGGAUGUACCAUCAAGUCCUAGAAGCUCAGGAGUGAAGACAAGCCUUGCUCAGUCUGCAACCAUGAAGUUCGCCCUCAUCGCUGCCCUCGUCACUGUGCUGGCCAUUGGCUCAGAGUCUGCCAGUCUGGUCAAGAGAGAAGUGCCUGAGGAGUUACAGAAGAUCAGCCAGUACUUCCAGGGUCUCGUUGAUUCCCUGAAAACUGCCGAGGGCCCUGAGUUGGCCACCAUGGCCAAGACUUACAUUGAGGAGAGCAGAGCCCAGCUCCAGCCCAUAGUUGAGAAGCUCCAUGCACAGCUGAAGCCUCUUACCAGCAUUGACGAGCAAAUCAAGCCCCUGGCAGCUUCCCUGCAGGCCCAAAUCGCCCCCUACACCGACCUGGUGCAGACCCAGGUUGAGGACGUGCUCAGGUUCAUGGUUGACCAGACCAAGGCCAUCCUGCCCAGCCAGUAAGAAACUCAAUUACAGGAAUCUGUGAAAUAGGCCUUGGGGAAAUCACCAAUCUCCACUCCCCCUCCCCUUUGAGAUGACAUCACACGCUUGUCUGAAACAAUAAAGGGGUUUAAGGCGA
This is a messenger RNA of Pygocentrus nattereri (red-bellied piranha), 616 nucleotides long. Its product is annotated as type-4 ice-structuring protein-like. Gene Ontology annotation, molecular function: lipid binding. The coding region runs from base 109 to 498 and encodes 129 amino acids. The transcript is spliced from 4 exons. The record is from RefSeq and is a predicted model, not a curated record. Gene Ontology annotation, biological process: lipid transport; lipoprotein metabolic process. NCBI's taxonomy places the organism in Eukaryota, Metazoa, Chordata, Actinopteri, Characiformes, Serrasalmidae. Gene Ontology annotation, cellular component: extracellular region.